Messenger RNA from Drosophila busckii, 6527 nucleotides. It is a transcript of the gene DNApol-theta, whose product is annotated as DNA polymerase theta. Gene Ontology annotation, molecular function: ATP binding; DNA binding; DNA-directed DNA polymerase activity. The record is from RefSeq and is a predicted model, not a curated record. The transcript is spliced from 8 exons. The coding region runs from base 20 to 6454 and encodes 2144 amino acids. Gene Ontology annotation, biological process: DNA-templated DNA replication; double-strand break repair via alternative nonhomologous end joining. Lineage: Eukaryota; Metazoa; Arthropoda; Insecta; Diptera; Drosophilidae.
UUUUAAUUUAUUGCCAAUAAUGGCAUUCUCGCAAUCAUUUGAGUUUGGCGACAGUACAUUUAUGAAGUUGGAAAACGAUUUAGGGAACAAGCACAAAAACGAAAAGGAUUUGGAUAUCAUACACGAAUCACCGCCAAGUGAAAAACUUAGGACACAUACACAGGCAGCAGCCAGUAGGUCAAAUGUAUCACGCCGCCAGUCAUUUCGCAGAUGGAAAUCCGACUCCAAAAUGGGACAAAGUACAACUAAUGCCAGUUGUGAAAAAUAUGCAGACUUUUUCAAAGACGACUUUUCCUAUGAGGGUAAGCAAGCAGCUGCGGACACGGGCAAGGCGGAUGUAGCUCUAAUGCGUGUGUCCCAAAUCCAGGCAGAACUGGAUGCGGCUAGGAAUAUGCUGGAGGAAAACUCUGAGAAUAUUAAUACCACGUCCAUAUUCGAGGCACACAUAUGCACGGAAGAUGUGUUCAAUACAGAAACAGAGGAUAUGGAUGAUAAGCGAGAAUCUCCAGUUGAGCUGGCCAAUCUAGAUGAAAGCAGCUUCCUAUGUCCAGUCAGAGAUAAUGUUGGCUCGCAGCAACUACAAAAGGAUCUGCUGUUCAGCCACUGUGAGCUAGCUAAGCACAGUCAGCAUCACAGUGAGAGCCUAAAGAUGUCCAAAUUGACCCAAAACCUGAGCAGCAUGUCACCAAAUCAGCUACGACUGUCGCCCAAUAGUUGUAGCCUAAAUGAAGCCACGCCGCCGCCUAAUCCUGAGCCAGUGCCUACAGCAGAGCGCAAGUCUAUAGCAGCUUGGGGCUUACCGCCCAGCGUGCUCAACGAGUAUAAGAAAAAAGGCGUGCUAGAGAUGUUUGACUGGCAGGUGGAGUGCCUCAGCAAGCCCAAGGUGCUCUUUGAACACUGCAAUCUAGUCUACUCCGCACCCACAUCGGCUGGCAAAACUCUUGUUAGUGAGAUACUGCUGCUUAAGACUGUGCUGGAGCGCUCCAAGAAAGUGCUGCUCAUACUGCCCUUCAUUUCGGUGGUGCGCGAGAAGAUGUUCUAUCUGCAGGAUCUGCUGCAGCCUGCUGGGUAUCGCGUAGAGGGAUUUUUUGGUGGCUAUACACCGCCUGGCGGUUUUGAGAGCAUCAAUGUGGCCAUUUGCACAAUUGAGAAGGCCAACUCAAUAGUGAACAAGCUGCUGGAGCAUGGCAAGCUAGAUGAGCUGGGUAUUGUAAUUGUGGACGAGGUGCAUCUCAUUUCGGAUCCCGGUCGUGGCUAUAUACUGGAGUUGCUGCUGGCCAAGCUGCUCUACAUGUCGCGCAAGCAGGCGCUGCAAAUACAGAUUGUUACCAUGUCCGCCACGCUGGCUAACGUGGAACUGCUGCAGCAUUGGCUCAACGCAGAGCUAUACAUAACCAACUACCGCCCCGUGGCGCUGCAGGAAAUGAUAAAGCUAGGCAGCAAUAUCUUUGAUAAUAAAUUGAGUUUACUGCGCGAUCUAAACAAAAGUUGUGAAGUGCCCACGCUAAGCAACGAUGGUGACCAAGUGGCGCAACUUUGCAUUGAAACGUUGCUGGAGGGCUGUUCGGCUGUGGUCUUUUGUCCCUCCAAGGACUGGUGCGAAAAUCUAGCCGUCCAGCUAGCCACAGCGCUGCAUGUGCUCCUCAAAUCGGAUAAUCCACUAGCGAAGCGACUGCGCACUCAACUUAAUCCAACAGCCAUUGAGGAUGUAAAGCAACAACUACGCGAUAUACCCACGGGUUUGGAAGCAGUCCUGGGAAAGGCCAUAACUUAUGGCUGCGCCUUUCAUCAUGCUGGUCUCACCACCGAGGAGCGCGAUAUUGUGGAAGCCAGCUUCAAGGCGGGCGCACUGAAGUUGCUCGUAGCCACCAGCACGCUUAGCUCCGGCGUUAAUUUGCCCGCCCGGCGUGUCAUCAUACGCUCGCCUCUAUUUGGCGGCAAGCAAAUGAAUUCACUGACUUAUCGACAGAUGAUCGGACGCGCUGGCCGUACUGGCAAAGAUACGCUUGGUGAAUCCAUACUCAUUUGCACGGAAAGCAAUGCGCGCAUAGGUCAGGACUUGAUCACGGCGCAGCUGCAGCCAAUUAGCUCCUGCCUGGAGCAGGAUGGCAGCAUGCAUCUUAAGCGCGCGCUGCUGGAGGUUAUUUCCUCUGGAGUCGUUAGCAGUAGACAGGACAUAGACAACUUUGUCAACUGCACCUUGCUCAGUGCACAAAAGUCUCGGCAGGCACAGGCAGAUACACAGGCGGAGCAGGAAGAUCACUAUCUAAGCGAUGCUUUGGAUUUUUUGGUGGAAUACGAAUUCGUGCGGCUGCAAACGGAUGAGGAAACAGCUAGGGAGCAUUAUGUAGCCACUCGCUUGGGCACUGCCUGUUUGGCCUCCUCCAUGCCGCCUACCGAUGGCUUAAUCCUGUUUGCCGAGCUGCAAAAAGCACGUCGCUGCUUUGUGCUAGAGUCGGAGCUGCAUGCAGUCUAUCUGGUUACACCUUACUCCGUGUGCUAUCAACUGCAACAGCUAGACUGGCUUCUGUAUCUGGACAUGUGGGAGAAACUUAAUCCUGCUAUGAAAAAGGUGGGAGAGCUGGUGGGCGUCAAAGAGGCGUUUCUAGUGCGCGCCAUGCGCGGACAAACCAAACUGGACUACAAGCUCAUGCAGAUUCACAAGCGCUUCUAUACGGCACUGGCGCUGCAAGAGCUGGUCAACGAGACGCCCAUCAAUGUGGUGUCGCACAAGUUCAAGUGCCCGCGCGGCAUGUUGCAGAGUCUGCAGCAGAUGGCCUCCACUUUUGCUGGCAUUGUGAGUGCCUUUUGCCAGUCGCUGCAAUGGUCCACGCUGGCUCUCAUAGUCUCGCAGUUCAAGGAGCGCCUCUACUUUGGCAUACAGCGCGAGCUCAUCGAUCUUAUGCGUCUGCCCGACUUGAGCCACAAACGCGCGCGUGUCUUGUAUGAUGCUGGCAUUACCAGCUUGGUGGAGCUUGCAGGCACCAAUGCGCUGACACUUGAACAGUUGCUGCACAACUCCUUGAGCUUCGAUUCAGCCAAGCAGCAUGAGCACGAGAACGCACUGGAGGCUGCCGAACGCAACUCGGCUAGGAAUUUCUUUAUCACGGGCAAAGCGGGCAUGACAGCAGCUGAAGCGGCAAAGCUACUCAUUGCCGAAGCGCGUCAAUUUGUGCAACAUGAGAUUGGUGUGGAAAACAUCAAAUGGACGCAAGUGGAAGACACGGCUGUAAAGGUGCUCCACAUGUCCAUUGAAGAGGAGCAGCCUCAGGCGCCAACCCAGGCAGUAAAGAAACGCCAGAUUUCUAAAGACGCAGAGGAGACGCCAAGUAAAGUGCGCAGGAUUGAGUCGAAUCCAAAAGAACUUCAGAAUAUUCUGGCUAAAGUUAAUACAGAAGCAAAGCGAAAUGUAGAAAUUCAGACUCCAAGAAAUGGAUUGAAGCCAAAGGAGCUUCCCUCUAAUCUGGUUAAUGUUAAUACAGUAGCCAGCCACAUAAAAGAAAUUCAGACAACUGACAGCACGAAGCCCUUGGAGGUACAGCAGACUAACGUAGCUAAAGCUAAUAUGGCAACUGCUCCGUUAAAAGAAAUUGUAGCCAAAGCUAAGGACAAAACAAUUUGUAAAACUUUAGAGCCAACAGCAGCUAAGAUCAUAAGCACUCCCGCAAUCGCUGCUCUGGAAGAGAAGCCCAGCACUAGCGCCUGCAGCCGCAAGGAGCUGCUGGACAAACAAAUUGCAGAGCGUCGACACAUUGCACUCAUGAAAAUUAACAGCAGACGUGCUAAAUUGGAGAAUGCACGGCAAGGAUUGCCGACUGAGGCGCCUGCGCAGAGUUUGCCUGGCUCGACACCGCCACCAAAAACGAAUACGAAAGAAAACGUGCCACCAAACAAAACGCCCAUUGUGACACCUACGACGGCUAAAAGUAAAACGCCAACUGCAGCUGCAACAAAGUCACUGCCACGACGUAGUCCACGCAAUCACAAAAGCUCCACGCCAGCAUUAGCAGAGAUAGCUGCAGCAAAGGAGCAAGAUUUGUUUGACAAUGAUGAGUCCUUUAUGUUAAACACAGGACUAACUGCAGCCUUAACCGCUGCUGAGGCCAAAGCGCAGCAAGCUUCCAUUCCCGAUGAAAUUCCCAGCUCACAGCCACAGGAAUCGCACCAUUCACCGCAUGCUUCACGCUUGCUGCUGCGCUCUCAACGCAUGCAGAGUCCCAAAACUAAGCCCGAUGAAAUACCCAGUUCACAGCCACUGGAAUCCCACCAGACGCCUCACGCUUCUCGCCUGCUGCUGCGCUCACAACGCAUGCAGAGUCCCAAAACAAAGCCCAAGACAGAACCAGCGCCUGCGCCUAAAACUGAGCCAAUAUCCGACUCCGCGUCCGCUGGCAGCUCCAUGGAACUCUCAAAUAUGUCGCUGGAAAACUCGUUAAUCAAGCAUCCACAUUUGCUGAAUGCCUCGCACAUACUUAGCUGCUCCAAGUUGGAUGAGCCGGCCUCCAGUUUUGCCAGCCUUGAUAUCAUUGACCUUUGUGGUAAUCAGCAGCUGUUUCAAAUGGCAUCUGCGGAGCUCCAAAAGUCCACACGCUGUGGCUUAAGCAUAGCAGUGCAGGCUCAGGCAGGCAAACGCAAGCCGCUCAUUGGCGCCAAUUUGCUUAUUAACCAAGUGGCGGCUGAGGAGCAGCGCAAAGCAGCAGCGGAUAUGCAGCCCGCGCUCUUUCAGCUGGACGACAGCUGCUUUAUGGCGGGCGUAUCCUUCUGCCUGGCCGACAAUGUAGUCUACUAUUUGAAUUUGCAGCAGGAGGACAAUGAUGCACAGCUCAGCAGCAAGCAAAAGCUGGAACUUAUAGCCAAAUUGCUAAGUCGCAACGAGCUGACGCUGAUCAUGCACGAUGGCAAGGAGCAGCUUAAAACGUUGCGACGCAUUUUGCCGCAACUCAGCUUCAUAGACUGUAAAUUGGAGGAUCCCAAGGCAGCCAAUUGGCUGCUCCAACCAGACAAGACACUCAGUUUUCAUAACAUGUGUCAGCAGUUUGCGCCGGAGUGCACGGCGCUCUUGGGGUUAUGCGGUAGUGGGCGUGGCUAUAGCAGCUAUGGCAUGGAUGCUAGCAGUGCCAUCUUGCCCAAGGUGCGGGCGUCUAUUGAAGCCUGCGUGAGCCUGCAUAUACUCCAUGGGCAACUGGAGAAUCUGGAGCGCAUUGGCAGCGCUGAGUUGCUCAAGUUCUUUCGAGAAGUGGAAAUGCCCAUACAUCUGUCACUGUGCCAUAUGGAAUGCCUUGGAUUUCCAGUCAAGGAACAUCGCUUGUUGCGCUUGUAUCAGCAAAUGUUGGCCAUGACGAAGAAACUUGAGUCCAAGAUCUAUGAGUUGCAUGGCUCACGCUUUAAUUUAGGCUCCACACAAGCAGUGGGCAAGGUGCUUGGACUACAUCGUAAACCAAGUGGUCGCGUCAACACCUCGCGGCAAAUACUUGAGAAGCUGGACUCGCCCAUGUCGCAACUGAUACUCAACCAUCGCAAGUUGAGCACAUUGCUUGCCAAGUGUGUGCAGCCACUGCUCAAGUGCUGCCAGACGAAUCGUGUGCAUGGCCAAAGCAUUAGUUACACAGCUACAGGUCGCAUCUCCAUGGCAGAGCCAAACUUGCAGAAUAUAGCCAAAGACUUUGAAGUGCAAGUGGGCAGUGAAAAGAUUAACAUAUCUUGUCGCAGUUCAUUUGCGCCCAUGCAGGAGCAACGCUGCCUUCUAUCGGCGGACUUUUGUCAGCUGGAGAUGCGUAUAUUGGCGCAUUUGUCCAUGGAUAAAGCGCUGUUGGCCGUAAUGAACUCCUCACAGGAUUUGUUUACGGCCAUUGCUGCGCAUUGGCAUAAGAUUAAAGAGUCCGAGGUGACAGAGCCUGUGCGCAAUGGCACCAAACAGAUCUGCUAUGGCAUUGUCUAUGGCAUGGGCAUGCGCAGUCUGGCCGAGGCGCUCAAAUGCACAGAACAGGAAGCGAAGAUGCUGUCCGAGCAGUUUCAUGCAACAUAUCCAGGCAUUCGAGCUUAUGCUGAAAAGGUGGUGAAGUUUGCACGCAACAAUGGCUAUGUAGAGACCAUUACUAGUCGACGACGCUAUCUGGAUCACAUAAAUAGUGGCGAGCUGCAGCUAAAAAAUCAAGCUGAGCGACAAGCAAUUAACUCAACAGUUCAAGGCUCUGCCGCAGAUAUUGCCAAAACCGCAAUCCUACGCAUGGAGAAGAAUAUAAAGCGCUAUAGAGAGAAAAUUGGAUUGGAGGAGCAGGCAGUUAAUCUGGUGUUGCAUCUGCACGACGAGCUCAUCUUUGAGGUGCCCGCUGAUAAGGCAAGGAAAAUAGCAAAAGUUCUGCGUGUUACCAUGGAGAACUGCAUCAAAUUAAAUGUGCCUUUGAGAGUGAAGCUGAAAAUCGGACGCAGCUGGGGUGAAAUGCAAGAAAUUUAGACAUAAGUUAUAAUUUUACAUCAUUCUUUUAUUAGGUUUCAAAUUGUACACAAAGUUUUUCUUAGAUUUUUUA